ACAAAGAGACGCGUUUUUACAAUUUCAUUCAAAAACUUUGUUUUUUCGAUAUUUGUUUUUUAAAUUGUGUUUUAAACGUGAUUUUUUUGUUAAAUUUGUUGAAAAUUUGAAUUUCUUUAAAUUUGUGUCAAAAUGAAAAAAGCUAAGGAACCAAAAGUUAAACCUUCAGUCUUUGAACCUGAAUCUCCUUCCGAAAACGAGGAAUCUGAGCAGGAGGAAAUGCAAGCAGAAGAUGCUGAGGAAGCAGAAGAUGAAGUCGAACAUGAGGAAGCAGAACAGCCAAAUGCUUCUCGAUCGUACGACGAUGAUAACGAAGAACAGGAAGAAGAGGAAGAACACGAGGAGGAACCUGAAGUUGCACCUCCCAAAGCAAAAAUCGCCAAAUCCUCUUCGAUGGAAGAACCCGUUGAAGUCGCAGCAGGUCCUUCUCGCAAUCGCACAAAACGCACAUUAUUUUCCGGCGCCGCUCCCAAAAUAAAAAUUGUGAUUCCCAUGCACGAAAAACGUCAAGCGAACAGCGAUCAUCCGCCGUUGAAGCAAAUGUUGACGGAAGCUGUGGAAAAAUUGAACGAAAAACGCGGCAUCACAUGGAACGACGUGAAGCGAUAUAUUCACACGACGUACGAAUACAUGAACGAUGUUGCGCUGAAGAAGGCGAUCAAAGCGCGUCUCGAUGCGGGAGAAUUCGAAAAGGUAACAGGCAUCGGUUUGAACGGAAAAUUCAGAUUGCCGCCCGUGAAGAAACACGCGAAGAAGGAAAAAGCGGAGAAGCCAGAAAAAGCUGUGAAAGAAAAAAAAACCAAAAAAGACGUGAAAGAAAAGGCAAAAGUUGAGAAGAAGAAAGAUGGCGAAAAAUCUCGCAAAAAAACUUCGAAGGCAGUUGCCACGAUGAGUGAAACGAAACCCGAUAAGCGUCGUAAAAGUUUGAUUUUGCAGGUUCCAAAGGCUCCGAAAGCGGCGAAAGUUGCAAAAGCCCCGAAAGUUGCAAAGGAAUCAAAAGCUGAAGAAAAAACUAAAAAGAAGGAAAAAGCAACGACUAAAGGAACAAAAAAGGCAGUUGUCAAAUCAGGCAAAACAGGAAAAGUCAAAAUAACCACAGAAGAAUGAUCAUUUUUCGUCAAUUUCUUUAUUUUUCCUCACUUAAAAUGAAUUCUUAAACCGAUUUUAAUAAAAAUAAACGUACAAAUUUAGUCACUUU
This is a messenger RNA of Culicoides brevitarsis, 1198 nucleotides long. RefSeq names its product late histone H1-like. Lineage: Eukaryota; Metazoa; Arthropoda; Insecta; Diptera; Ceratopogonidae. Gene Ontology annotation, biological process: nucleosome assembly. Gene Ontology annotation, molecular function: DNA binding. The coding region runs from base 133 to 1107 and encodes 324 amino acids. Gene Ontology annotation, cellular component: nucleosome. The transcript has 4 exons. The record is from RefSeq and is a predicted model, not a curated record.